AUGGAAUUCGAAGCAAUGUGGCGCGAAAACAAGCUCACAGGUACACCCAAGUCUGUGUUGUCGGAUACCUUAUCCAAGGCUAUCGUCACGCUGCAGGAAGAGCUGUCCAACUCGUCACUCUGGGAUAAAGCCGAGCUGCGCAACCGCAUCUUGCGUGCAGCUUUCCCCAAAUUGCUGGUCGACAAGUUAUCGUUGGAGACGUUGUUGCAACGUGUGCCGGAUGCCUACAUUCGUGCCAUCUUUGGCAGCUAUUUGGCUUCUCGCUUCGUUUAUCGAUUUGGAAUAGCUCCGUCGCAGUUCAAGAUGUACGAGUUCAUCUCAGAAUGGGAGUAG
This is a messenger RNA of Protomyces lactucae-debilis, 333 nucleotides long. RefSeq names its product NAD+ dependent glutamate dehydrogenase. The transcript has a single exon. The record is from RefSeq and is a predicted model, not a curated record. NCBI's taxonomy places the organism in Eukaryota, Fungi, Ascomycota, Taphrinomycetes, Taphrinales, Protomycetaceae. Bases 1 to 333 code for a protein of 110 amino acids.